Molecule: messenger RNA, 802 nt
Organism: Geodia barretti
Lineage: Eukaryota; Metazoa; Porifera; Demospongiae; Tetractinellida; Geodiidae
Source: the annotation of a GenBank genome assembly
UACGCUAAGCUGGAUGUUGUCCGAAGCAUCGGCCAGCCGCAGCACGGCCGGCGUGGUCGACAUGGCAUCGCCGCACCAGUCAGAGGUGAACACGGCCAGGCGCACCGGUUUUUCCAGACCAUUGAAGUAGUCGAGCACCGCAGCGGGAAUCUCGGUACCGGCGUGUAUCUGAAUAAAUGGAUCCUUGUUGACCUUGAUCGAUUCGAUGUACUGCUCAGUCGUCAUGCCCUGAGCCAACUUUUCAGCUGUCAAUUCCAUUGGUGCACCUCAUCCUGGUUGGCCAGCCGCAUUUUGCCCUUGUUGCCGGCCAGUGCUAAAAUCGGCGUUGGAUACUGGAUACUACCACCCGCCGGGUGCGCGGGUCGAGGGGAGCCGCCUGUUGACUAACGAUCGUUCGGGAGUGUACCUGAAAUACGCGCUGUUUUGCCGGGAUACCGCGGAGGGCGAUGGGGACGACCUGAGCUGCACCGGAAUUAUCGACCUGGUGGACAUUGAGAUGCCAGCUGAACCCCCUACCGGCGACGCGCCCCGGGUGCUGGCCGACGUGGAUGUACAACUCGUGUUUUGCAUCGCCGGCGCCAGCCCCGGUGAACACACGUUGGAAAUCAGCAUCCGCGCCCCUGGCGCCAGCCUCUCCAGCCCUCCGCCGCAGCAAACGGAGUGGGAGGACGGGGUUUUCUUCCAGCGCUGGAUCAAGCCGUUCCGCAUCCCGGUAACGCGGCUGGGUCGCCAUGUGGCUGCCAUCGCUUACGACGGAAUGCCGUUGGGCGAGGCCAGCUUUUUGGUACGGCUGAAGCCUUAA